GAGAUAGCCUAACUCGCCUUUUCCUCCAGAGAUUGUUCCCCAGCACCUCUGACAACCUAUUCUACCCCUCAUCGGUCCGAUCCGUAAUCAGCCCGAAAACACCACAACAAAUCCGUUCGCGAUGGCGACUUCUGUGCAAACACCUACGAACCCCGACCAGCAGGUCGACCUCUCCACCAUUCCCAUCUCCCCCGAGGGCGGUGAGAAGAGCGAGACCAAGGAGAACGACUCGGAGAAGCCUGUUACCGUUUUCCACGACAAGGAGAACUUCAACGUCAAGCACCCUCUGCAGAACAAGUGGACUCUCUGGUUCACUAAGCCCCCCAGUGGAAAGGGCGACAACUGGAAUGACCUUCUGAAGGAGGUCAUCACCUUCAACUCAGUCGAGGAGUUUUGGGGUGUCUAUAACAACAUCGCCCCCGUCUCCGAGCUUGCCCUCAAGUCCGACUACCAUCUCUUCAAGGCCGGCGUUCGCCCCGAGUGGGAGGAUGCCCAGAACAAGCACGGCGGCAAGUGGUCCUACCAAUUCAAGGAGAAGCGCAGCAUCCCCAUCGACGAUCUCUGGCUUCACGUCAUGUUGGCCGCUAUUGGCGAGACCCUUGAGGCUGAGGACGACGGAGAGGUCAUGGGUGUUGUCGUCAACGUCCGCAAGGCUUUCUUCCGUAUCGGUGUCUGGACCCGUACCAUUGGCAAGAGCAUUCCUGGCCGUGGUGACGGAGAUGUGGCUGGUGGCAAGGGACGCUCGCAGGAUAAGGGCCGUGACAUCCUCCUGAACAUCGGCAAGCGCUUCAAGGACAUCCUGAACCUCCCCGCCAACGAGGUUGUCGAGUUCUCCGGCCACACGGACAGCGCACACAGCGGAAGCAGCCGUGCAAAGGCCAAGCACACUGUCUAAAGCGAUGGACACAGCCUCUGAAAAAACCACAGAAACGAAUUACACAAGCUUGCACCACAUGCUCACCAACGCAUUUUAUUGGAACCUAUGGGCUCCACUACCAAUCGAGAAGGCCGACUUCCGUCUGCACGGCAUCACUUCUCGUUGCACUUUCUCAGCCGACUUCUUUUUAUUUUUUAUUUUUUGCCUGAUGCCAGUGGGGGGAAUACGGGGGCAAUGCUACGCUAUGCA
Messenger RNA from Colletotrichum acutatum, 1126 nucleotides. RefSeq names its product eukaryotic initiation factor 4E. The transcript is spliced from 3 exons. Gene Ontology annotation, biological process: translational initiation. Lineage: Eukaryota; Fungi; Ascomycota; Sordariomycetes; Glomerellales; Glomerellaceae. Gene Ontology annotation, molecular function: RNA 7-methylguanosine cap binding; translation initiation factor activity. The record is from RefSeq and is a predicted model, not a curated record. Bases 122 to 895 code for a protein of 257 amino acids. Gene Ontology annotation, cellular component: cytoplasm; eukaryotic translation initiation factor 4F complex.